Molecule: messenger RNA, 3823 nt
Organism: Cucumis sativus (cucumber)
Lineage: Eukaryota; Viridiplantae; Streptophyta; Magnoliopsida; Cucurbitales; Cucurbitaceae
Product: S-adenosyl-L-methionine-dependent tRNA 4-demethylwyosine synthase
Exons: 9
Coding region: 169-2091 (640 amino acids)
Biological process (GO): wybutosine biosynthetic process
Molecular function (GO): 4 iron, 4 sulfur cluster binding; catalytic activity; FMN binding
Source: RefSeq, a predicted model, not a curated record
CAGCCCGCUCCGACCUGGAUGCUCCGGCGAGGCAACUUCUUGUUCUUCUUCUUUUUCAAUUUCCGAUACUCUCUUGUGUGUCGAAACAAAAAUGAAGCUAAGGAUCUUCUCUUUCGGUUUACGUUCGAUCAAUUAACCUAACAGCAUCUCAAAACCAAUCAAUUCGCCAUGUCCCUCUCUUCACGCUCCGCAAAGCUCACCAUUCUAGCUCUUCUCUCCGCCUCUACUUUGUAUUGUUUCUACAAGUCCCGCCGUCUCAGAAAGCUUAAACUCUCAUUAAACCCUACUCUUCCUUCUCGCAAACCGAAACUGUUUUUCAUUUCUCAAACUGGUACCUCCAAGGCCCUAGCUCAUCGUCUGCUCAACGUUUUGAAUUCCAAUGGGUUGGUUUUCGAUCUUGUUGAUCCCAAGGAUUACGAGCCUGAGGAUCUUUUUAAGGAAACUUUAGUUUUGUUUGUUGCUUCCACUUGGGAAGACGGAGGACCGCCUCCUCAUGCUAAAUUUCUCGCUAACUGGCUAUCUGAAAGCGCGGAGGAUUUUAGAGUUGGUUCGUUGUUGCUUUCUCAGUGUAAGUUUUCUGUGUUUGGGGUUGGUAGUCGAGUUUAUGGAGAGACAUUCAAUGCGGUUGCAAGGGAUUUUUCCAAGCGGUUGAAGGCAUUGGGUGCGAAGGAGAUUUUACCGAUUGGUGAAGGAGACGUGGAUGGAGGUGAUAUAGAUAAGUGUUUUGAUGAUUGGAGUAGGAAAUUGCUGAAGGUUAUGAAGUUUGAUGCCGAGGGAAAUGGGGUGGAGUUAUGUUCUGGGAUAGCUGGGGACAGUGAUGCUGUAAGUGUUGAGGAGGAUGAAGAAGAAGAUGACGACCUUGGGGAGGAGGAUAUCGUUGAUCUUGAGGAUAUUGCCGGUAAGGGCCCUUCGAGAAAGUCUACGAAUAUAGUUGAAACUAAUGGGAAAUUGAAUGGGAAAAAGGUUAUGGUGACCCCGGUGAUUAGAGCGAGCUUGGAAAAGCAGGGAUAUAAAAUUAUUGGCUCACAUAGCGGAGUAAAAAUAUGUAGAUGGACGAAGUCUCAGCUUCGAGGACGAGGAGGUUGCUAUAAACAUUCAUUUUAUGGCAUAGAAAGUCAUCGAUGCAUGGAGGCAACUCCCAGUUUGGCUUGUGCCAAUAAAUGUGUUUUCUGCUGGAGGCAUCACACAAAUCCAGUAGGAAAGAGCUGGCAGUGGGAGAUGGAUGAUCCAUUGGAAAUUGUGAAUUCUGCAAUAGAUUUACACACAAAGAUGAUCAAGCAAAUGAAAGGUGUUCCGGGUGUUACGCAGGAGAAAUUGGAGGAAGGCCUGUCUCCAAGACAUUGUGCCUUAUCUCUUGUUGGUGAACCUAUUAUGUACCCAGAGAUUAAUACACUUGUUGAUGAAUUGCAUCGAAGGCGGAUUUCAACUUUCUUGGUGACAAAUGCUCAGUUUCCUGAUAAAAUAAAAUUGCUGAAGCCGGUCACCCAGUUGUAUGUAAGUGUAGAUGCUGCGACGAAGGAGAGCUUGAAGGCAAUUGAUAGACCACUUUUUGGGGAUUUCUGGGAGCGAUUCAUUGAUUCUUUGAAAGCUCUAAAUGAAAAGCAACAGCGAACAGUUUAUCGAUUGACGUUGGUGAAGGGGUGGAACACAGAAGAUAUCGAUGCAUAUUCGAAUCUCUUUAGCAUUGGUAGACCUGAUUUUGUAGAAAUCAAGGGCGUCACAUAUUGUGGAUCAUCUACUACAUCAAAGCUGACAAUGGAGAAUGUUCCUUGGCAUUCUGAUGUGAAGUCUUUUUCGGAGGCUUUAGCUGCAAAAAGUCAAGGGGAGUAUGAAGUUGCUUGUGAGCAUGUGCACUCGUGUUGCGUUCUUUUAGCUAAAACUGACAAGUUUAGGGUCGAUGGCCAGUGGUUCACUUGGAUAGAUUACGAUAAAUUCCAUGACCUGGUGGCCUCUGGAAAACCUUUUGAUAGCAAGGACUACAUGGCUCCAACACCAUCAUGGGCUGUAUAUGGCUCUGACGAAGGUGGAUUUGAUCCUGAUCAAUCUCGAUACAGGAAGGAGCGACAUCAUAAACCAAAACCCACAUCCUGACAGCUUUGAAUGUCCGGGUCAGUUUUGUUUAAUGGGUUAAUCAAUUUUCAUUGAGGACUUCUAUGGUUUAUAUUGUUCUAAUGUGAAACAGCCUAGCUUGGCAUUAUUUAUUUUUAAAAGGUGUCUUGCGUUGCAUUUCAGCACAUAUACAUGUUUAAACUUGUUCUACUUUCCUAGUCAUAGAAAAUAUAGAGCUUGCUUGGUAAUGCAAUUUGGAGCUUUUCUUUCUUAAUUUUGGGUGGAAAAUUUAUAGGUUAAAAACACCUUGUUUCCUAAACGUUGAUUAAAUAAUAUUUUAGUCACUCUAUUUUUAAAUGUGUAACAAUUUAUUAUUGUAUCUUGAAAUGUGUCACAAUUUUAUCCCCAUCUUAAAAAUUUCCAUUAAAAUUAUGUUUUAAUUUUACAGUGACUUAAUCAUUGUUUUUUUCUAUAAAGUCCCGUAUCAAUUUACAUAUGUAAGAAAUCUUUGAGUCUUAACAAUUUUUUUCAUGGACCAGAUUGUAAUAACUUUUAAAAUAUAGGACUAAGUUAUGUAGUAAAAUUCAUAGGCUAAUUUGUUACACCAGUAAAACUGUGGGGACUAAAUCAUUAGAGACUAAAGUUCAUGUACUGCAUUGUUAUUUCCAUGGCUAAAAGUGUUGUUUAACCAAUUUAUCUUUAAACUUAAUUUCCUUGUUGUUUUCGAGAGAAAUGUUAUUGGUUAAGAAAGAAUGCAAAGUUAGCUGAUAACUAAGACAACGUCUUCACUUACCCUUUCUCUUGUUUUCUUUAACAUAAUUUUAGUUUGGUUUUAUGCUUAGUUAUGAUAUUUUUCAUAAGUGGAAACGUUCAUAGGCCCCAUCCUAAUCAUUCUCCUCAGGCAUUAAGAGACCCAUAGAGGUGCUUGAAUUUUCCUAACACUAACUGCUAACGUUCAGCGUUCUUCCAUAGUCAUGUCACCAUCCUUUUAAGGUUGGUUUACGUUUACCUUCUUAGAGUUAGCAGCGGACGAAUAACAUUAUUUAAACCUCAGAAAGCGGGAAGGGGCACCAUGGCUGUACAUGUCCCAUCAUUAGAUAUAAUCCAUGAGGAUAGGAAUGGAUCCUGGCAUGUUGCCAUCUACCUAUCUUCAUUUUAAAAAAGUAGUUGUACCUACAAUAUUUACUGGAUCCAACCUUUAAAAUCAAAGAAUAAGUCCAAUCAAAUCAAGAUCUGUUUUACCUUCAGUAAGACUAAGUCCAGAUAAAUCUAGAUCUUAGUAGUACUGUAGUAGUAAUAGUUCUUUAAGUUUUGAUGAUAUACAACUGGUCUGGUGUAUAUUUUCCCUGUUAUAAAUGUUGAAGCAGAUACCUCUUAUUGAAUUGUACCGAAGCAAAGCUUGUCAUUGCCAACUCCAUUGGAUCAGUUCAAGUGCAACCCGUGGAGAAUAAACUACUUUAUUUGGUUGCGAGUGGCGAGGGAGUAAAGAGUCUUCUGGGGCUGCCGGUGAAUAACCCACGGUAAAAGAUGGAGAGACAAGAUCCUCAUCUGCUGGUCAUUUGUCCCCAGGUAAAUUUCUUUGGUGAUAUGUGAAAUUGACCUUAGAACAUAGUUUCUUCUAUUAUUUGGUCGUUUGAUUUAGGGAGGUCUACAUACCAUGAACCAAAGAACAAAGGAUGACAGUUGAUUUAGAUACAUUUAAAGGCUUAGGAAUUCGGAAUUAGUGUGUUGAUUCGCAGGAUUUAUCCCCUAAAUUCUGGAUUUCAAUUCUAAA